Messenger RNA from Cavia porcellus (domestic guinea pig), 4007 nucleotides. Its product is annotated as tyrosine-protein kinase ZAP-70. Gene Ontology annotation, molecular function: non-membrane spanning protein tyrosine kinase activity; ATP binding. The coding region runs from base 884 to 2731 and encodes 615 amino acids. Gene Ontology annotation, cellular component: cytoplasm. Gene Ontology annotation, biological process: intracellular signal transduction; protein phosphorylation. The transcript is spliced from 12 exons. NCBI's taxonomy places the organism in Eukaryota, Metazoa, Chordata, Mammalia, Rodentia, Caviidae. The record is from RefSeq and is a predicted model, not a curated record.
GCGUUGUGCUACUGAGCCACACCGCCAGCCCCAGAAGAUGCUUUUCAGUGCCGUCUAAGCCACUUAGCUGACAACGGAAGGGCGAGCCCCCCCGCCCCCAGGCCCUGGGAGUGUUGCUGUCCACUUUGGCUGACUUCUCAGGCAUCGUCGGCCCUGGCUGCGAAUUCACCCACCUUCGGUCAUUUGCAGGCACAGAGUGUGAAACCACUCCGGUGACCAGUGUGUGUCCCUGCCGACGGCCUUGUCACCUCUCCUACUGCAAAUCCGUACCUUUGUACAGCCUGCUUGGUGCCUUUUAAAAACUGUUCUGCAAAUUUUUUCGUUAGUGAUUUCCCAUCUCAAGUGGCUCUGAGCAGCUCCUAGAGGGGCCGCCUGGUGCUCUCCAUGUGGGAGGCAGUGGACCCUUGCCGCUUGAGCUCCAGUGCCACAGACUGCCUGUGAGAACCGCCAAUCCGUGUUCGUGACAUGGCACAGGGCCCUGGGUGUGUAAUGCACAUGUCCACUGCUGAGCUGCAGCCCUGGCCGAUGUCAAAUAAGGCGCCUUGAGCCUGUGCCUGUAAUCCCUGCUACACAGGAGGCUGAGGCAGGAGGACUGUGUCUUUUUGAGCUUUUGUCUCACUGUGCAGUUCAGGCUGGCCUGCAGCUUAUUUUGUAGCCCAGGCUGGUCUCAAACUUGCAAUGAUUCUCCUUCCUCAGCCUCCCCACAAGUGCUGGGGGUGAUGGGCGUGCGCCCCCGCGGCAAACACCCAUGCUGCGACGCGCGCAGGGCUCCCGGAGCUGGGGUCCGCGACGCCCUGCACGAGGUUCCCAGCAGUCAGAGCAUGGGGAGGGGGGCGCUGUGCCCUGACCGCCGCCCUCUGCCCGCAGGCGGCCGGGCGCGGCCAUGCCGGACCCCGCGGCGCACCUGCCCUUCUUCUACGGCAGCAUCUCGCGGGCCGAGGCCGAGGAGCACCUGAAGCUGGCGGGCAUGGCCGACGGGCUCUUCCUGCUGCGCCAGUGCCUGCGCUCGCUGGGCGGCUACGUGCUGUCGCUGGUGCACGACGUCCGCUUCCACCACUUCCCCAUCGAGCGCCAGCUCAACGGCACCUACGCCAUCGCGGGCGGCCGCGCGCACUGCGGCCCCGCCGAGCUCUGCGAGUUCUACUCGCGCGAUGCCGACGGGCUGCCCUGCGCGCUGCGCCGCCCGUGCAACCGGCCGGCCGGGCUGGAGCCGCAGCCCGGCGUCUUCGACAGCAUGCGCGACGCCAUGGUGCGCGACUACGUGCGCCAGACCUGGAAGCUGGAGGGCGAGGCCCUGGAGCAGGCCAUCCUGAGCCAGGCGCCGCAGGUAGAGAAGCUCAUCGCCACCGCGGCCCACGAGCGGAUGCCCUGGUACCACAACGGCCUGACGCGCGAGGAGGCCGAGCGCAAGCUUUACUCCGGCUCGCAGACGGACGGCAAGUUCCUGCUGAGGCCCCGGAAGGAGCCAAGCACCUAUGCGCUGUCUGUGAUCUAUGGGAAAACCGUGUACCACUACCUCAUCAAGCAGGACAAGGCCGGCAAGUUCUGCAUCCCCGAAGGCACCAAGUUCGACACACUGUGGCAGCUGGUGGAGUACCUGAAGCUCAAGGCCGACGGGCUCAUCUACUGCCUGAAGGAGCCCUGCCCCAACACCAGCGCGGAGGGGGCCGCCGCUCCCACGCUUCCUGCCCACCCAUCCACAUUCUCCCAACCUCAGAGACGGGUAGACACCAACUCUGAUGGCUACACCCCAGAACCAGCGCGUCCGGCACCUGCGGGUGAGCCGCGGCCGAUGCCCAUGGACACGAGCGUGUACGAGAGCCCUUACAGCGACCCUGAGGAGCUCAAGGACAAGAAACUCUUCCUGAAGCGCGAGAACCUGCUGGUGGCUGACAUUGAGCUCGGCUGCGGCAACUUCGGCUCAGUGCGCCAGGGCGUCUACCGCAUGCGCAAGAAGCAGAUUGACGUGGCCAUCAAGGUGCUGAAGCAGAGCACGGAGAAGGCGGACAAGGACGAGAUGAUGCGGGAGGCGCAGAUCAUGCACCAGCUGGAUAACCCCUACAUCGUGCGGCUCAUUGGCGUGUGCCAGGCCGAGGCGCUCAUGCUGGUCAUGGAGAUGGCGGGCGGCGGCCCGCUGCACAAGUUCCUGGUGGGAAGGAAGGAGGAGAUUCCCGUGAGCAACGUGGCUGAGCUGCUGCACCAGGUGUCCAUGGGGAUGAAGUAUCUGGAGGAGAAGAAUUUCGUGCACCGCGACCUGGCGGCCCGCAACGUCCUGCUGGUCAACCGGCACUACGCCAAGAUCAGCGACUUUGGCCUCUCCAAGGCCUUGGGCGCCGACGACAGCUACUACACCGCCCGCUCGGCCGGGAAGUGGCCCCUCAAGUGGUACGCGCCCGAGUGCAUCAAUUUUCGCAAGUUCUCCAGCCGCAGCGACGUGUGGAGCUACGGGGUCACCAUGUGGGAGGCCUUUUCUUACGGCCAGAAACCCUACAAGAAGAUGAAGGGCCCCGAGGUGCUGGAGUUCAUCAAGCAGGGCAGGCGGAUGGAGUGCCCGCCCGAGUGCCCGCCUGAGAUGUACGCGCUCAUGAGCGACUGCUGGAUCUACAAGUGGGAGGACCGCCCCGACUUCCAGACGGUGGAGCAGCGCAUGCGGACCUAUUACUACAGCCUGGCGAGCAAGGCCGAGGGAUCCCCGCAGUGCACACAGGGGCCCGAGGCUGUGUGUGCCUGAGCCAGGCGCUUGGCGCCGGGACCCCAGCCUGGCCUUGGUCCUCUGUGCCAGGGGCAGGGGCCGAGGCGGGCUGGUCCUGGGCCGAGGCAGAGGCUGGGGUCCGAGGCUGAACACGCUUCAGUUGGAAUAAGCUCGGCUUCUCCCGUGCCUGAGCUUUUUUGGGGUAAGGCCAGCCCAGGUGGGGCGGCCACUGGCAGGAGUGGGUGAAAGCGCCUCAAAGUGAUUUUCCUCCUGUGGUUGGCUGUUCCCUCUCCUCGGCAUGAGCAGCAUCCUCAGGGCAGAACAGGGAAACGGCUCAGGUGUGUGCAGGCCGCAGGACUGUGUGCCCUGCCUCAGCUUUCCAGAGUCACCCAGCUGCCUGCUCAGCGACUCCCACCUUCCUCUCCGGCCCCAGUCACAGCUGCAGUCUCUGUCACCUGCCGCCCCACAUGUCAGCUCCGUCCUGCUCAGAACAUUCCCCAAGUCUUGCUGCCUCGGUUUCCCCACAUGGGAAAUUGGGUUGUUGGAAGGUGGAGCCCAACAGGGGACUGAUGGGCAGCCAGGGAUGGUCAGGGCUUCUCUGAGUGUGGCCCUCUCGAGGCAGGGUGGGCUCCGUCCCCAGUGCCUCACUCCCCUGGCCGGCUUAGUCCAGGGGACAGCCUGUGACCCACUGACAGCCAGUGAGAGCAGUGGAGCCUCGCGGGGCCUUCUGGGAAAGCAGACCUCCUUUUUAUUUGUGGUGUGAAGCCGGGAGACCCAGAAGCCGGAGCUGUUUUGUGGGGCCACAGGGGAGGCAGUAGGGCAGAGCUCAAGACCCACGUGUGUGGCUACAGAGAGGGGACCCAGGCCUUGGGUGCUUGUGCCUAGUUAUGACACCAGGAGGUCCACCCCAGCACUGACCCUACUCUGACCUCGCCAUUGGUUAUUGGGUUUGGUAAUUUAAAUGUCUGCUUAAUUUAGCAGAUCUUGUUACUUUCUUCAGUGACCUUUGUGUUUCCCUUGGAGGCCGAGUGAACGCGCCUGGUUCCAGGGCCCAGGGCAGGGGCACAGUGACUCCAUUGUGUGUGUGGGGCAUCAGAUGCUCGGGUUGCCUGGGGGUCUGUGAACCCCACCAGGUGUGACUGCUGAUCACAGAGAGAGACAGAACUGGGACUGCCUCGGGCCUGCCAGUCUUUGUGACCUCUUGGCGGUUUCCCGUGUUUAAAAUCUAAUGUACCAGUGCCUAAAUGUUAGAUGCUAGCACUGUUUUUGAAUGACGUCUUUAAUAAAGGAGACUGACACCAUAGGUGUGAUUUAA